This is a messenger RNA of Fusarium sp. VM40, 2031 nucleotides long. The record is from the annotation of a GenBank genome assembly. NCBI's taxonomy places the organism in Eukaryota, Fungi, Ascomycota, Sordariomycetes, Hypocreales, Nectriaceae.
AUGUUCUAUAGCCACGAGAUUCUCGGCGACCCCCGGCUCGCCGCUACCGUGGGAAAAAGCGAUCCGAAGCGGCUAAGUCGAAAAAAGAUCCAAGAGGUCAAUGUGCCCAAAGCAUGCCAGGUCAUCAUCGAGCCUGGUGCCCCUUUGGCUCUUCGCCUUCAAAGCAACCUGCUUUAUGGAGUCUCGCGUGUUUUUUCUCAGCAAUGCCGCUAUGUUCUUUCAGACGCUGAGAAGACGCAGUCGGACAUGAUGACUUUCUUUCGAGUGAUUGACACAAGCGAAACGGAUCCAUCUGCGGGCAAGGCGAAGCGCCAUCAGAUCACCCUGCAGGAUGACCCGGCCUUUGACCCUUUGUGUGGCCUGCCUAAAUUUGACCUUUUGUCCAGUGCCAAUGACUUGGCUCUUCUUUCAACUCAACUAUCAAUGCAAAACAAUGUCUCCCAAAUGAGUCCUUUGACUCAAGGUAGCAGCUCCUCCGGCAGAAACAAUUCUUUGUUGAACUUCGAUCUCCCCCAGUCUUCACACUCUGCCCGGAGCUAUCGCCUUCCCACCGAUCUCGAUCACGAUUCUCCUUUUCCAAAACCAUUUCAUGCACAAGACCACCUGGAGGAUUUCAACCCUUUCGGUGAAGACAUGGCAUCCAUGCCUGGACUAGAUCUCAACUUUGAUGCCGAUGGCAAUCUCAUCGAUUUUGGCGACUUGGAGCCACAGCUUCCUCUUCUCCCAGGAACUGAAGCAUUCGAGGAGCAACUCCACAUCCAGGCUGCCAAUGCUGCCGGCCUUGGUGCCGAUAAAGGACACAUUGGAGACGACAACGUGAUCAUCAUGGGAGAAGAUGCUUUGCCUGACGCGGAGCCAUUUCCCAAGCGCCCAGUUACCUCAAAAUCCACUUCCUCAGCUGAACUGACCUCUAAAUCAGUUGAAAUCGAACAGGCAACAGCGCCCGCACGACGAAGGAGGCAACGCCGAAAGCAUCAAAUGAUAGACAGGAAAGACUAUGUCACCAUGGCAGAGAUGCGAAGCUGGACUUCGAACUACCUCGACAACAUGAAAUCGACUCAGAAGUCACGAUCGGCGACCAGUCUUGCCCAAGCCCGCCACAAUGCCAAGGUUUUCCUUUUCGACAACGGGCUUGCAGGUGUUGGAAAGGCUCCUCUGGGAGCGAUCCAUCCCCUUGCAGAGCAGUUCGCUGGUAUGAGUCUCUUGGCACAACUUCGCGGGGAAGGCUCUGGGCAGGACUCUGAGCCUAGGUCGCGGGGCCGACGUCGUGUUUCGGCUGAAGCAUUCGAAGAUGAACAAAAUGAGGAGCGAAAUGUCCGCCAGAAAGUGGACGAUGGUAACGAGUUCGGGCGCGGCCAUGAUGACAUGGACGCAAUCGUGUUUGGUGAAGAUAUCCCCCCUGAGAUGGGAAUGGAGGCGGCAAAGGGUCUUGAAGACCGUCACUCGUCCUCCAUGGCUCCUUGGAGUCGUCCUCCCUCCGUUGCUCCUGGUUCUUCUAUCCGAGGACAAGGUAGCAUGCAGAAAAAGCAUCCUGCUCCAAGCCCUCUUCAUGCCCGUGGCAGUGCCGCCCGUUCUAUCGAACGCUGGAGCGAUCUUCCCAGCUUGCCUCACGGCUCUGACGACCUGGCGAUGCUGCACUCGCAGGACUCUUCCAUGGGCGACGAGGGGCUCAUGGGAAAUUUUGAUUUCGCCAAUGGUAAUGGCACCCAGGAUUCUGCACUUCUCGAUGGCCCUGCCCUCGACUUUUUGGGCUAUGCCACCGCUCGCGCGCAAACCAAGGGUUACGCCCGAUCGCAUGAACAAACCGACAGUCGCUGGGUCGACUUCAAGACACUCACUGACGAGCUCGACGACCCGGCCAGCGCGAGGAAGUUUGUCUCAGAGGCGUUUAUGCAUGUUCUCAUCCUAGCCACCAAAAACGCCAUCAGGGUCGAACAAGAUGGUAUUGCACAGAACCGACCUUUCGGCACGAUCCGCCUUGGCCUCACCCUUCCUCAGCAAGAUACCGAUAUGGCUGACGAGUUGGCCUAG